AUGGCCUCCCUUGCGAAAUCGAGCGCGCCGACCUCCCUUCUCUCUUCUCUCACAAUCCGGGCAUGCUGCCUCCAAAGCGCCCUGAAAUCCCUCUGCACGCAAGCGCAAACGAAAACCCGCGCCUUCUCCUCCUCCCCUCAAACCCUCAACUGGCUCUCCCCCAAAGCCGGCGAAUCGAGCAAAUCCCGCAAAGGGCGCCCCAAAGUGCCCACCGGCGGCAGCAUCAAAGGCACGACCCUGGUCUGGGGAGAAUAUGGAAUCCGAUUAAAAGACCACGACCGCCGCAUCAGCGCCGCACAACUCAAAAUCGCCGACGAAACGAUCAAGAAACGCCUGCGAGGAAUGAAAUACCGCCUCUACCACCGCGUCUCCGCGAACAUUGGCGUAUACACGAGCGGGAAUGACCAGCGUAUGGGCAAGGGGAAAGGGUCGUUUGAUCACUGGGCGUGUCGCGUGCCGGUCAGUCGGAUACUGUUUGAGCUGAAGGGGGAGAUUCACGAGCAGGUUGUAAGAGAUGCGUUUCGGUUGGCGGGGAAUAAGUUGCCCGGGUUGUAUGAGUUUGUCAAGAAGGGCGAUCCGCCGGUUAUGGGGAUUACGAAGUUGGGGAAUGGGGUUACGGAGGAGAUGUUGAGACGGCCGAGGAUGAGUGUGCCCGAGCCGAGUUUGCAGGGGGCGGCGGAGAGGUUGCCUGCUACGACGGGAGUGUGA
Messenger RNA from Zasmidium cellare ATCC 36951, 708 nucleotides. RefSeq lists its product as uncharacterized. Gene Ontology annotation, cellular component: ribosome; mitochondrial large ribosomal subunit. Lineage: Eukaryota; Fungi; Ascomycota; Dothideomycetes; Mycosphaerellales; Mycosphaerellaceae. Gene Ontology annotation, molecular function: structural constituent of ribosome; rRNA binding. The coding region runs from base 1 to 708 and encodes 235 amino acids. The transcript is spliced from 2 exons. Gene Ontology annotation, biological process: mitochondrial translation. The record is from RefSeq and is a predicted model, not a curated record.